This is a messenger RNA of Belonocnema kinseyi, 414 nucleotides long. RefSeq lists its product as uncharacterized. The transcript has a single exon. The record is from RefSeq and is a predicted model, not a curated record. Bases 1 to 414 code for a protein of 137 amino acids. Lineage: Eukaryota; Metazoa; Arthropoda; Insecta; Hymenoptera; Cynipidae.
AUGUUUAUACAUCAAACCGAGUAUGCCAGGAAAAUCGUGGAGAAAUUCGGAAUAGCUGAUGCAAAGCCGGUGAGUGUGCCGGCAGAUAUGAACGCGAUUUUGUGUCCCGCAGAUGAGGAUGAUGUCUAUGAGGGUAUGCCAUAUCGAGAGGUCGUAGGUUUGCUAAUGUUUUUCACCGUGGUAUCUCGUCCAGACAUUGCGUUCGCCAUCAACUCGGUUUCGAAGUUCUUUAAUAAACAUAAUUUUGCGCACUCUAAAGUAGUCAAACGCAUAUUCGCGUAUCUCAUCGGAGUCAACGAUCUAGGUUUGUUGUAUAGAACCAGAGGAAACGAGCAAGAACUUGUAGGUUCCAGCGAUGCCGACUACGCCAGCGCUGUACCAAAGAGCGGAUAUCUUCAGGGAAGCAAUGCCUAA